Agelaius phoeniceus (red-winged blackbird) is the source of this 1257-nucleotide messenger RNA. RefSeq names its product sideroflexin 5 (gene SFXN5). Gene Ontology annotation, molecular function: monoatomic ion transmembrane transporter activity; citrate transmembrane transporter activity. NCBI's taxonomy places the organism in Eukaryota, Metazoa, Chordata, Aves, Passeriformes, Icteridae. Gene Ontology annotation, cellular component: mitochondrial inner membrane. Gene Ontology annotation, biological process: citrate transport; mitochondrial transmembrane transport; monoatomic ion transport. The record is from RefSeq and is a predicted model, not a curated record.
AGUGGCGCUUGCGGGAUGGCGGAGCCGGCGGACUAUCCCCCGUUCCAGCUGGGGAAGCCCCGCUUCGAGCAGAGCUCAUUUUAUGGCAGAUUCAGGCACUUCCUGGACAUCAUUGACCCCCGCACUCUCUUUGUGACUGAGAGCCGCCUGAAGGAGGCAGUGCAGCUGCUGGAGGAUUACAAACACGGCACUCUGCCCCCAGGAGUCACCAACAAACAGCUGUGGGGAGCUCAAAAAAUCAAACAGGCCAUCAUCCACCCCGACACCAACGAGACCAUCUUCAUGCCUUUCCGCAUGUCAGGUUACAUUCCCUUUGGAACCCCCAUUGUUGUUGGUCUCCUCUUGCCCAACCAGACCCUGGCCUCCACUGUGUUUUGGCAGUGGUUGAACCAGAGCCACAACGCGUGUGUGAACUAUGCAAACCGCAACGCGAGCAAGCCUUCUCCGACAUCCAAGUUCAUCCAGGGCUACUUGGGAGCUGUCAUAAGUGCUGUCUCAAUAGCAGUGGGCCUUAAUGUUCUGAUCCAGAGAGCCAACAAGUUUACCCCAGCCACUCGGCUGCUGAUCCAGAGGUUUGUGCCAUUCCCCGCUGUCGCCAGUGCCAACAUCUGCAACGUGGUCCUGAUGAGGCACACGGAGCUGGAGGAGGGAAUCGAUGUGUUGGACACUAAUGGGAACAUCGUCGGCUCUUCCAGAGUUGCUGCCAAACACGCCCUGCUGGAAACAGCCCUGACCAGAGUGGUCCUGCCCAUGCCUAUACUGGUUCUACCUCCCAUCAUCAUGUCCGUGCUGGAGAAGACGUGGCUGCUGAGGUGCCGGCCCCGGAUGCUGCUCCCGGUGCAGAGCCUCGUGUGCCUGGCUGCCUUUGGGCUGGCCCUGCCCCUGGCCAUCAGCCUCUUCCCGCAGAUGUCCGAGAUCGAGACGUCCCAGCUGGAGCCAGAGAUCGCCAUGGCCACCACCAGUAAAACUGUGGUCUACAACAAAGGGUUGUGAGUGGAAGAGGAGCAUCCCAACCCAGAAGGUCUGGGGAGGGAAGAGGGGAAGCUCCAGCCCUGGGAGAAAGCAAACAACAACAACGAGAAGAAGAUGAAAUAAUAGAGCUCAGUGAUAGGAGCUGCUCCCAGCAGCCCGGGAGUGAAUUAACACCUGCACAGAACUGACACCUCACACCACUCAAAAAGAUUCAUAUUAAAAGUUUUAACUUAGCAACAGGAGCAGCAACUACAACAAAUAAAAUCACGUUGAACCACUUUAGAA